Geodia barretti is the source of this 3489-nucleotide messenger RNA. The record is from the annotation of a GenBank genome assembly. NCBI's taxonomy places the organism in Eukaryota, Metazoa, Porifera, Demospongiae, Tetractinellida, Geodiidae.
AGAUUGGUGGUGAGUCGUGGCACCAGAUUGCCUGGGCUUUUCUUCGGACGGGGGGAGAUGGGUCCAGAUUACAGGGGGCGGAGGGAGAAGUGGGAGGGAGUGAGGCUAGGGGAAUGGAGGAGAAAUGGAGAAACAUUGGAAAAGUCUGUCGCCUUCAGCUGUACUGCUAUCCAAAGCGCCGUCGCAGUAAGCCUCUGUCCAGUAUAUCAGAGAUCUGGGAACUUUGGCGUAGCUACAAGAGGAAGCCAUAUCCCAGCACUCUGUACGUCACUCUCAACGAAGCCACACCCACCAGGAUCCAGACCACACCCACAACCAGAUCCAUGAACCCCUCCCAACCUACAAGAAUUUCACCAUUUAAAUGUUGCAGAAAGACUUGCCCCCCAAAAAGUGUUGCCGAGGUCGGCGGAGAGUCAGUGGAACAGAUGAUGGGCAGACUCCACACACACUCACGGAGAACUGUAGAGCCAGUAAAGAAGUUGGUGAGCGUCCCUGUUCGUCUCCCUGGUCACACCUGUCACCUCCCCACAUCUCUCCACUCCCACCUUCACCCUCCCGGCCACGCCACCGGGUGCUCCGUCCUCUCCUUCUCCCCCGACGGACACUACCUCGGAGCUGGCUACACUGCAGCUCCUCAUAAAGACAGAUACACUCUUGUUGUCUAUGAGGUGUCCACUCUGUCAGUGGUCCUGUACUCGGAUGCCCAUCGAGGCUACAUAUACUCUCUGAGCUGGUCACAUGACAGUCACAUGAUCAGCACAGCCUCUGCUGACGGUCUUGUCAAGGUGUUCUCUCUUGCCUCUGGUGAUGAGGUGGCGUCCCUCCCUCACCCCUGCUACAUGUACACCGUCUGCUUCAUCCCUCCUCCACCACCCCUCACCCCCACCUCCACCCUCCACACUCCCCCCUCCUCCCCCCUCCCUCGCAUCUCCUAUCACUCUUCACUGGUGGCUACGAUAGAGCUAUUCCUGGCUCAAGAAUUGAAAGGUCACAGAGGUCAUGUGAACUCCAUUUGUGUGGCUUCGUCCGGUGAAGUGAUGUUCUCUGGUGACAGUGUAGGGGAGGUGAUGGUGUGGAGUAGGGAGGAGCCUGAUAAAAAUCUCUGGUGCUUGCAGAGGGCCGUAUCCACACAAAAGUCCCCAGCUCCAGUUCUGUCCCUGUGUCUACACCCUGGAGGAAAGAGACUGUUGGUUCACACAACCACUGGCAGACUGGCCAUGAUAGACCUGAGAGUGUAAGCUUCCCUUUCAGUUCUAACAACUGUUGUGCACAAGGGUGUCGGACAAAAAUGUUACUUUGCCGUUCCUAGGCCUAACGUUAAUUGGCGGUUGCGUUGCGCGGGUCGUUGAGUUCAAACGUGUGUGCGUGCAGCCUUGUCAGCUUUUUCUCGUGCGUGGAGCUUGCUGGCUGAUGGAGACGUCUGCUGUCUUGGAAAGCACGUCUACAGCGAACCGAAAACGUCCUCAGUCAGUGGGGCACGAAGGAGCAGACAACUCGAGCGUAGAGGGCGGAGCUCGCGCAAACGCAGGCGAAAACGGAGGUAGCGGCCUUGACGACCACCGAGGCUCCCUUUGCCCGCCGCCUACCAAGAGAGCCACCACCGUCAGUGCCGCGAGCCCCGAGGAGGAGAACGGUUCGUCCAGUGAGCAGUCUGAGCUGGAGGAGCAUGCUCCGGGGAGCAACCAGACGGCCAAGUCCAACAGGUGGGCGAUGACUCACUUCUGCAGGUGGCUGGAGGACCACAACGAACGCCACCCCGAGGACCCUGUCCCCGUGGACCUCCUCAAACGGCACAAGGAGCCCGAGCUACUCAACAAGUGGCUGGCUCGCUAUGCCAAUGAGGCUCGGAGACUCGACGGUAAACCCUAUCCUGCAACCUCGGUCUACUUCCUACUGGCAGCCCUCGUCCGACAGAUGCGGAGCGAAGACCCGUCCACUCCAAAUUUCCUCACCUCCUCCAACAUCCAGUUCAAGCCGCUCCACGACUCACUCGAGAGCACCUUCCGCAGACUGCGAGAAGAGGUCCCGAACGAACCGAAAAACCCUCCGCCUCUGACACACGAGGAGGAAGAGCGUCUCUGGUCCUCGGGCGCUCUCUCGUGCAACAGUCCAAGGGGUCUCAUGCGUGCCGUGUAUUUCCUCAACGUUAAGUACUUGGGUCUGACGGGCGGCAACAAACACCGCCUCCUCAAACUCAGCCAGUUCAAACGCCUCAAUAACCCGCCUUGCUACGUGUACUCCUACACUGAGCCCUCCUUGAGUGUCUUUGAGAAGGGGACAAAUUCUUCAACCUCGGUUUGGAUCCGAAAAAGAUCAGAGUCGUCCCAGUCGAGUUUAGUAAGGACAGUGACUUUGAACGCUGCACCUGAGAUGGGAACCAGGUGCUAUGUGUUUGUUCUUGACAACUACCUCCAGAGGGUUCCGCCAGAGGCUUUUGCGAAAGACACGUUUUAUCUCCAACCGCUCGGACACACUUUGGCCAAUGUUCCGCACUUGUGGUACAGCCUGAAUCCAAUGGGCAAGAACGCGCUGAGUAGAUUAGUGAAGGAGAUGUGUAGCGAUGCAGGCAUCACUGGUGCGAGGAAUUUGAAGGUAAUAAAGAAUUCUGCAGGCCACAGAGGCCCCGAGAAUAUCGAGCCGUCGGCGGUGGCAACGACAGGGGUGUCCCCCCAGCAGGGGUCAAUGGUGCUGUCCCCGCAGAUUGUCAUUCCUCCGCUGUCGUUUCUGAUGCAGGGGGCAAUGCAGGUACCUCCUCUUCCCUCCCCUACUACUGACACUCCCACCACCCCAGUCAACUGGGCCGGGGAGGUAAGUCUGGCCUCUCUCUCACAGCUCUCACAGAAAAUUAUCCAACAAUUGCAGCCCAUUGCUCCUAAACUGCCCCCAAAUUCAGUAGGACAGCAGUCAACUAGACGACAACGGUCCCAACCGGUCAACACUGGGCAAGCACCACCUAUUAUUCAAGGGGGUGUUACCCACCACCCAAACGCUGCUCCCAACCUGCACCUAAAUCUACAGCCCACCGCUACCACCACGUCAACUAUUAAUGCCCCCAACUCCACUCUACCUCGCACACCCACACCAACACAGCCUCGCACAGCCCCUUCCAAUCGCCCACUGCCCCCGCAAUCACUUUCAAUGCAUAGUUCCACGCAAACUGUCCCACAAAGCACACAACAGGUUCCAGUAAAAGGAAAGUCUACUACGUCACGAGGAGACCCAAACCACCAAUCUACUCCACAGCAUCCGAACGAGGACUCUGGCUCACCUGGUCCGACUGAGCAACAGGAAACGCGGUCAAUUCACCUUCCACCACCAGUGUGCUCCUGUCAGCGCCAUGGGGCUCCACAACAACUGACCUUCAAUAACUGCCACGUCACGAUCUAUUUGACGCCACCUCCAAACCCAUAGUUCACCAUUACUUAUUCUGAGCUUGUGUUCCGCAGUUUAUUCAGCCAGCUGUAUUUAUACCACCCCCAGUGAUAUACA